GGCAAGAUGAAGGUUUUCCUAGUGCUAGUGGCGGUAAUCUGCGUUUGCAAUGCCAAGGCAUUGCUCAAACGGAGCAGAGGUGAUGUAGAAGACUUUUUGAAUGAGAAUGGCCCUGAUGAAAUCAGAAACAUGGUCGGCGAGAUCAAAGGCUGGAUUGAUGGAGUCAUUGCAGAGGGAGCUAAAAUUGUAGAAGCUGGAGAUCUCUUUGACGACGACCUGAAACCUAUUCCAGAGCUGCAGACAGCUAUCGAUUUACUUGAUGAGCACGUCAGUCCUUUGGUCGACAAUCUCCCACCGCUUCCAAAGGAAAAGGAAUUGGUUUUCCUCCAUAAAUGCAUUAAAACUGCCGAAGCCACUGAUUUUCAAGGUAUGAGCAGCGACAAGGAGCGACUGACGGCACUCACUCGCCAGGUGUUCAACUGUGCCGGAACCGGAAUGGGCAUCAUUUCCAAUUUGCUUGAUCUGUCCUCUGUGACCGACGCUGAUCUGACUGUUUCCGGUUUGGCUGACCGUCUGGAUAUAAUAGAAGCUACCUUCUUAGAGAUGGGUCAUAUCGGUGCAUGGGUUAUUGGCCUCAUCAAGAAGGCAGAAAAUGGAGAUAUGGACAGGUCUUUUAAUUUUGGAAAACGUACGCCUUCGCCAAAGGAAGAGAUAAUGGAAGCCAUUGCCAAUGGUGAUCCACAAGAAAUUCGUGAAGGGGCAGCAGAUAUGCAAGAAACACUGGAAGAUGCUCUCGAAACCAUAAACAAAAUGAUUGAACUGAAUGGAGCUCUGGGUGAUGAUCUUAAACCAACAGCCGAAUUCAAAGCCCUCGAGAAGGAACUGGAUACAGAUGACAAGAAGGAAAAGGAAAUGAUGGCUAAGCUUCCCCCUCUUGCAGAUGAUAAGGACUCACUUUUCCUCGAAGACUGCAAGGAAGUGGCAAAGAAUACCAACUUUGACGCUUAUUCCAAACCUAAGGAUUUCCUUAACGAAGUUUUCCGCCAGGUACUUGUCUGUGGAGCCACUGGCCUUGAGGUCAUGAUUGAGCUCGUCAACUUGGAAGAUGUAGAUGAUAACGACCUGAAUACUGCUGGACUUGCAGACCGUGUCGAGAAGCUGGAACAGGCAGCAAUUGAGAUGGGACAUCUUAAAAAAUGGGCCGACGAAUUUGCGAAGCGUGUCGAGAAAGAUGGCUUUAAAAGCAGUCAAAAUGAUUUGGUGGAUAUAAAAGACAGAAUGUUUGGUGGGCCAAAACCUACUAAAGGACCAAUGCGCAAAGGGGGACCAAAACCACCUGGAGAGCCAAAACGGACUAAGGAACCAAAGCCACCCGGGGAACCAGAAGGAUUCACCGACAAACGUAGAUUCAGGCCUACUGGGGAGCCAAAACGCACUGGGGGACCAAAGCGAACUGGCGGACCAGGAGGAUUCAAGCCUACUGGGAAACCAAUGCGCACCGGAGGACCAAAACGCACUGGAAAACCAGAAGGAUUCGCCGACAAACGCAGAUUCAGGCCUACUGGGGAGCCAAAACGCACUGGGGAACCAAAGCGAACCGGGGAACCAGAAGGAUUUACCGACAAACGCAAAUUCAGGCCUACUGGGGAACCAAAGCGAACCGGGGAACCAGAAGGAUUCACCGACAAACGCAGAUUCAGACCUACUGGGGAGCCAAAACGCACUGGGGAACCAAAGCGAACCGGGGAACCAGAAGGAUUCACCGACAAACGUAGAUUCAGGCCUACUGGGGAGCCAAAACGCACUGGGGAACCAAAGCGAACCGGGGAACCAGAAGGAUUUACCGACAAACGCAGAUUCAGGCCUACUGGGGAGCCAAAACGCACUGGGGGACCAAAGCGAACUGGCGGACCAGGAGGAUUUAAGCCUACUGGGAAACCAAUGCGCACCGGAGGACCACAACGGACUGGAAAACCAGUUAGACCAUCAAGGAGGCCAAAGAUGGACCGAAAGGCCCUCCUUCGCCGCAUCAUGGACGCAUUGAAUAAAUAUUAAUCAUCCAACAUCCUGAUUUUUGUAAACAAAAACUUCCCGACAAUCGCAUUGUAUUUUGUUGUUAAUUGUUUUGCCUUGUACUUG
Molecule: messenger RNA, 2079 nt
Organism: Mizuhopecten yessoensis (Yesso scallop)
Lineage: Eukaryota; Metazoa; Mollusca; Bivalvia; Pectinida; Pectinidae
Exons: 16
Coding region: 7-1995 (662 amino acids)
Source: RefSeq, a predicted model, not a curated record